This is a messenger RNA of Thalassophryne amazonica, 4112 nucleotides long. It is a transcript of the gene pex1, whose product is annotated as peroxisomal biogenesis factor 1. The transcript has 24 exons. Lineage: Eukaryota; Metazoa; Chordata; Actinopteri; Batrachoidiformes; Batrachoididae. Gene Ontology annotation, biological process: protein import into peroxisome matrix. Gene Ontology annotation, cellular component: cytosol; peroxisomal membrane; peroxisome. The coding region runs from base 115 to 3858 and encodes 1247 amino acids. Gene Ontology annotation, molecular function: ATP hydrolysis activity; ATP binding. The record is from RefSeq and is a predicted model, not a curated record.
UUAUUUUCGUCUGGUUUUGUAGAUGGUAGAGUACAUCGAUUGAGUUUACUGCACAGUUAGCGGUAGCAAAAAUAAACAUUAGAUUUACACUGCCUGUUAUGAUCUCUGACAGUUAUGUUUAACAGUCAGGGGAUUCAACCUGUAACCGUUGUUUUUAACAACGCAAAAAACUGCUUUCUUCACCUUCCAUUGAAGUUGAUAAAGCAUCUUUCCCUGAAUGAGAACCAGGCAGUGGAGCUUUCCUGGGACCGCGGGUGUCCAGUUUUCCUCAGCUGGACUCACAAUGGAACAAUGUCAAGUGCUGAUGGACAUAAAGUAGAGCUCUCUCGACAUCUUGGAAAUACUCUGGGGGUGAAAGAUGGCGAGCAGGGCUUCUUGAGGCCAUGUAGCCAAGUCUCUUCAAUUCAUCAAGUGUUUGUGGAGCCUCUGUCUGCUGAUGACUGGGAGAUCUUGGAGCUCCACAGUACAGAACUGGAGUUGCAGCUCUUGGAUCAGAUCAGAGUGGUGUUCCAGGAUGCUGUGUUUCCUGUGUGGGUGGACCACAACACAUCCAUCUACAUCAGAAUAAUAUCACUCUUGCCGCCUGUGUCCUAUGGUCGACUGGAGCCAUCCACAGAACUGUUAGUUUCACCUAAGAGCCACACUGGAAUUGGCGGCCUUAGCUGUUCUCCACUGACAGCUAGUCAGGACCAGUAUCUUCACAGUCAGUCAGCUCUCUCCACUUCCCUGACACCGUCAUUAAAAAAGAGCUCCUCUAUCACUCUAAGCCACAAGUUGGGAGGCAUAGCAGAUCUGAAGAGCCUGCUGGGCUCCAUCCUGAGGAGGACCCAUGAGCCAGUUCCAGAGCAGCCUCCUGUACCUGAUAUCCCUGCGCUUUUCACCGACGCUGUGUACAGAGUGUGUGGCACACCUUGCGACUCACUUUGCACCAUAAGCCAUGUUGCAAAUGGAGUUAUUCAUUUAUUUCCAUGGAGUCACACAUCGGCUGUUGGACCUCCGAGAAGUCAGCCUUCAGUGACUUACGGCUUAAUCUCCAAAGUUCCUUCUCCGAAAGAAUCAAAGGACAGAGUGAAGCAGGCCGUGGAGAAAAAGAGUGCUGCUGCCACUCAGGUUGCUGAAGGAGGGGAAAUCAAGGAAGAGGAGACCACGGUGGUUAAGGUAGUGUGCCAUGACGCUGAGAAACUUGUAGACACGUGGCAGAGACCUAGAAAGGGAACGAUCCACAGUGGAAGAAUAUGGAUCCCACAGCUCCUAGCAAACAGGUUGCACAUCAUCCCACAUUCAGCAGUAAGGUUAAAGCCCGUCAGUUCAGCUGUUAAAUUAGCUUCCAUAAUUCACUUACAACCUCUAAAACCACUGCCUGACGAGGACGAUGGUGAAGACAUCCACACAGCUUUCCUCAGCUGGCUGCAUGCUCAGAGUCACGAACCUUUAGCCUGUUUGACCGCACGAUCUGGCGUCAUCCUCCUACAUGAGACCGAUGUAAAGUUAGAGUUUGCUCUAACCAUCCUGAAACCAGAGCCAGAGAAUGAUCCUCCUGACCAGCUGUUUCUACUUGCACCAUCUGUUAUCAAGAAGGAACACAUACAUGUUGACAGAGAGGCUUUAAAUACACCAGAUGUUAAACCUGCUGCUGAAGUAUCUGAUCCAGAGCUUCCCUGUAUCAGCAUUCUUGGAGGAAUUGAACAACUUGGUAUGAGUGGAUAUGAGUUCAUCUCCCACAGCCUUCUGGGUAGUCCCCUCUCACAAGAACUGGGUUCCACUGGUCAGGGACUCCAAGGUGGAGCUUUACUCAUCACCGGUGCUAAGGGCAGCGGAAAGAGCACUUUAGCUCAAGCUCUCUGCAGGAAAGCGAGAGAAUCUCUGGAUGCUCAUGUGGAUGUGGUGGACUGUAAAAUGCUACAAGGCAAAAGAGCUGAAACUGUGAGACACAUGCUGCAGGAUAUUUUUGAGCAGGCGGAGUGGAAGCAGCCCUCGGUUGUUUUAUUUGAUGACCUUGAUCAAAUAUCAGGGGCUCCGACUUCACCAGAGCACGAGCGCGGCCCCGAGGCUGUGCUGCAGCAGCACAUUGCACAGAGUCUGACAGAUGUGGUGGAUGAGACGGUUCUUCACUCCAGCCUGGUGUGUUUAGUUAUCACCAGUCAGAGUGAGCACUCACUCCAUCCCUCUCUGACCAAGGUCCAGGGGUUGCACUUCUUUCAGCAAUUUGUACACAUCCAGCCUCCUGACAAGAUCCAACGAGCAGAGGUCCUACGAUGUCUGAUCCAGAGGAAGUCCAUCCUGUCUGAGGAGACCUUACAGACAUUAGACCUCGGAGCUGUUGCUAAAGAGACGGAGGGUUACACACCGCAAGACCUAGCACUGCUGCUGGAGCGGGCCAUCCAUGCCAACAUUGUAAAAAGAGGACACAGUGAUCACGGUUUGUGUCUGUCGUGGGCGGACUUUGUUCAGGCUCUAAAGGGAUUCAUACCUCCAUCGCUGUGGGGCGUUGAACUCCAUACUCCGAGCGGGGUGGGACUGGAGGGAGUGGGAGGCCUGAAAGAGGUGCGACAGCAGCUGAUGGACACCAUAAUACUCCCUGCUAAGUAUCCUGUCCUGUUCUCCAAACUUCCUAUUCGUCAUCGCUCGGGAAUAUUGCUGUAUGGUGCUCCUGGCACCGGGAAGACUCUGCUGGCCAGAGCUAUAGCCAGAGAGAGUGGCAUGAACUUCAUCAGCAUCAAGGGACCCGAACUUCUGAGUAAAUACAUCGGAGCCAGUGAGCAGAGAGUCCGCGAUGUCUUCCAGAGAGCACAGGCUGCAAAACCGUGCAUCCUGUUCUUUGAUGAGUUUGACUCUCUGGCCCCCAGGAGGGGCCACGACAGCACGGGGGUGACUGACCGUGUGGUCAACCAGCUUCUCACUCAGCUGGACGGUGUGGAAGGAUUGCAGGGUGUGUACAUGCUUGCAGCCACCAGUCGUCCAGAUCUGAUUGACCCGGCGCUGCUGAGACCUGGAAGACUGGACAAGUCCCUUUACUGCCCUCCUCCUGACCUUGAGGCUCGUGUGGAAAUCUUGAAGGCUUUGAGCACCGGUGUCCCGCUGGCUGCCGAUGUGGACCUAGAACAGCUGGCAGCAGUGACAGAGUGGUACACAGGAGCAGACCUGAAGGCUUUGCUCUACAACGCCCAGCUGGAGGCCAUGCACGGCACCCUGGGCGCCAACACUCCACAUCAGGAGCUGACCUCUGGCUCGGACAGUGACAUGAGCCUGUCCUCCAUGAUCUUCCCCAACCACAGCAGCGGCUCAGACAUGUCUGUGGGGGAGGCGGAGACUGCUGUGGGGCUGGACCACUCCAUGGUCCUUCUCGAUCCCACUGAGCUCCAUGCAGGAGAUGAAAUCCACAGCAGCAACAUCUGGAGACUUUACUUUGGAAGCUCCUACGAGUCUGAGUUGGAAAACUCAUCCGGGCUGAACUCCCGCUGCAUUUCCGGCCCAAACUCCAUGACCCACGACAUCACAUGUGCGUCUGUUCGUGACCCUAGCAGCUCCCUGCCUCCUGCGUACAUGUCAUCCAUUCAGAGUGGCUACGAGGAGCUCAGCCCCCUGCAGCUGGAGCGCCUCCUGCAGGACAUUAACAACAUCAAAAGUAACUGCAGGAGAACCAACAACGAGUGUGUCCGGGUGCAUUCAGCCUCCAACCAGUCGGGGUUGCAGCUGUGUCAGGCCCAUCUGAACUCAGCACUCUCUGUGACCAGACCGUCUCUCAGCAAAACAGACUGGAGCAGAUACACACACCUGUAUGAUGUCUUUUCCGGUUCUGAAGAGGGAAAACCAAAGUCAGUCCCAUAUAAACCAGGACAACGUGUAACUUUAGCCUGAGCACUUUAUUUUUGCACCUUUUAAAUUGUUUAUUAAUAGGCACUAAUUUUUUAAUAAUUAGUGAAAACUUUAACUACUGUGAAGAAAAAGAAGUUUGAAUGAUUUGUGACUUUUCUAUGAUUAUAAUGUGGACCUACUUGCAGUUACUGUAUAUAUGUACAAUGUGGGUUCUAUUUGUUAGAAUUAAAAAUGUAAUUCAGCCAUACAUUUUAUAGAUGGAGACAAUUAUGUUACAUUAAAAAUCUAAAUAGUUA